AUGACCAACGAAUACCCAGUUACCGCGACUUGCGGCGGAGACAGUCUCGGGCGCCUCGAUCAUGCCGUAGCUCUCAUUUCCCAAUGUUUCGAGCAGGAUCCUGCGGCAGCUUACUGGUUGAACGAUAAGCCUCACAAUGAGCGCAUCGCAUACCACCCACAGCUCUUCUACCACCUGUUGAAGCCCGCAGCCUUGCUCGGAGCGUACUUCCUCGAAGCUAACACUUGGGAGAGCACGGUCGUCAUGAUCCCACCCAAGAUCCGCACCGACAGCGUCUGGAUCAGCCUGCGCGCCGGCUGGCUGAAGAAUAUAUGGCACCUGGGCUAUGGAGGAUGCAAGCGCCUCAUCUUCGACUAUGCGGGCACUAUUGAGCGCGCGAAGAAGCGCCAUAUGGGCGACAAGCCCUACUUCUACAUCUUCCAGGUUGCCACGCUUGGAGAGCACCGCGGCCAGGGCCUCUCGUCCAUGCUGCUGUACAAGUGCACGGAGAUUGCCCAGGCCGCUCGCACGCCGAUUUGGCUAGAGGCAACGACCGAAGGGUCGAAGAGGGUGUACGAGCGCGUAGGCUUCAAGGUUAUGGAGCACAUGUCCGUGGGACGCGGCAAGUGCGAUGCCAACGGGGAGGCGGAGAGAGGGGGGGAUGGCCUCACGAUCUGGGGCAUGAAGUGGGUGCCGAGCUCGGUAGAGAUAUACAGCAUGCCAUACGAGGCGACCUAG
Pseudovirgaria hyperparasitica is the source of this 717-nucleotide messenger RNA. RefSeq lists its product as uncharacterized. Lineage: Eukaryota; Fungi; Ascomycota; Dothideomycetes; Acrospermales; Acrospermaceae. Gene Ontology annotation, molecular function: acyltransferase activity, transferring groups other than amino-acyl groups. The transcript is spliced from 3 exons. Bases 1 to 717 code for a protein of 238 amino acids. The record is from RefSeq and is a predicted model, not a curated record.